Diachasma alloeum is the source of this 2748-nucleotide messenger RNA. It is a transcript of the gene Taf7, whose product is annotated as transcription initiation factor TFIID subunit 7. The coding region runs from base 283 to 1482 and encodes 399 amino acids. The record is from RefSeq and is a predicted model, not a curated record. Gene Ontology annotation, cellular component: transcription factor TFIID complex. The transcript has 7 exons. Gene Ontology annotation, molecular function: RNA polymerase II general transcription initiation factor activity. Gene Ontology annotation, biological process: RNA polymerase II preinitiation complex assembly; transcription initiation at RNA polymerase II promoter. Lineage: Eukaryota; Metazoa; Arthropoda; Insecta; Hymenoptera; Braconidae.
CGGCGACCCCAGGGCGCACGAUGAUGCGUCAUCGUUUACAGUUGUGCCAACUGUUUUCUUUGCUCCGAAAUUGCGGUGAGGGGCAACACGAGUGAAUAUUUAUUUGUAAACAUCAUAACCUGUGGUGUUAUUCUUUUUGCGGAAGAAAGUUAGAAAGUUGAUUGGGAAUUGUGAGUGGAGUUUUUAGCUUCAGUGUUUUAAUUGUUUUUUUGGGUCGUGAAGGGCCAUCGGGAGGGAUUUACUUUGGGGUUUAGUGUUAUUGGGGGUUAAUUGUUGCUCAUAAUGCAUCGACAUGUCAACAAUCCCGAGGUUGUCAAGAAUCGGGGGGACCAGGUCGAGCUGGAGAGCCAAUUUGUCAUGCGACUGCCUGUGGAACCUGCCAAAGUACUCAGAGAACUACUCCAGUCUGGGGCACCUCUCAAGGACAGACUUACGAUAAAACUUGAGAAUGAUAUGAGAUAUGGAGAAGUUAGGAUGGAUCAUUGGCUAUUGCAUGCAAAGGUUGUUGAUCUUCCAACUGUUGUCGAGUCCUUAAAAACAAUCGACAACAAGAGUUUCUACAAAACGGCCGACAUUUGCCAGAUGCUUCUCUGCAAAGAAGAGGACGACCAGAUAACAGACGAUGAGUCCCCAGUGCGCCAGAAGAAGAAAGACCCAAACAAAGUAGACAGAAAGUUCCUGUGGCCGCACGGUGUUACUCCGCCAGUAAAAAACGUCCGGCGAAGACGUUUCAGAAAAACAUUGAAGAAAAAAUAUGUCGAAGCACCAGAGAUUGAGAAGGAAGUCAAGAGACUUCUGAGGGGUGAUAACGACGCUGUUAACGUCAAGUGGGAGGUGAUUUGUGAGGACGAAGACACUAGUAAACCCAACAAAAUAUCAAAUUCUGGGACUGUCAAGGGGAAACGAGAUAAUGUUAAUGGAAAUUCCUCGCAGAGUGUUGAUGUUGCUGAGCAUGACAUAUUCGGCGAGGCUGUCAGUGACAGUGAGGACGACGACGAAGAAGCGAACAUCAACGUCAUGGAGCUGGACGAGAACAGCAGAUUGUCAGCAGACAGCAGAGUCUCUGACUCAAACUCCAUGCAAGUGCGAUAUGGUGAACGCUCAGGACAAGACGCCAACACUACAGAAUUAAUCACAGAGUUCAGCAAGGAUAUGUUCCCCUCUGACUCCCAGGAUGAUCAGGAGAGUCGUGGAACUGUUCAGAAGAUCCCAAAGAUGGAGGAAUUCCAUUCGGAGUAUAUUAUUCCUGACAGCUACUCUGAAGGGGGCUCAAUGUCGAUGACUAAAGAUUCAGUGCAGUCACGACUCGAAGAACUGCACAGUGAGCUCCGAGAAUUACGUCAUCGUCGAGAGCAACAAGAAGCAGAAAUUUCAAACAUCGAGAAUCUCAAGUUACGCCAGAGAUUCCAAGAAAUUCUCGAUAAUCUGCUGACGCAAGAGACUCAGAAGAUGCAGGAGAUCCAAGAGUUAGAGAUGGAGUGAGUACUAUUGACAUGAAACGAUAUCCGUACAUUUUUUAUUCUGCAAUUGUAUCCGUCACCCUCCCCCUGAGGACAACGAAGAAGAAAAAAAUAUAUAAAAAAAUGGUUGCUGGAUUUUUUUGUUUGCUCACUGCCAUCUAGUAUAUUUCAUAUGGAAUUACACACUUCUACAGAUCGUGUUCAGUGGUUUCUAAUAUUGCAGAUAAUUAAUGUCUUCGUUUAUUUGGUGUUGAUGUACACAUGCUCUUAUUGAAAACAUUAGAAAAAAUUAUAUAAAAUUGUUCAUUGUAAUGUAAGUGCACCAGUUUCGAUUCACUAUUCACAAAUUCCCAGAGUUCUCCCUAAUUCAAUUGAAUGAUUUACAAGAAGAAAAUAACAUUUCCCACAAAAUACGAAGUAUAAAUGUCAGAUAAUGAAAAAAAGCUGCCAGAAAAUUAAAAUCCCAUGGAAAAAUUCAAAUGAUCUUCAAAACUGGUAUCUCCCCAUCAGUAAUUGCAUCCACAACAGGAAUUGCACGUGUGCACAAUACAUCAACUAUUACCUUAAUAAAUAAUUCGAACACUACAUGAAGAAACAAUGAUCAACUCCGCAAUUUUCCUACGAUUGGCCCCUUAAAAUAGGAUAAUCCAACUGUCUUACAGUUAUCGUAUUAUUAAAAUAAAAAAAAAAUCUGAAAAAAAUAAUAAAGUCAAUAACAUCAUUUGAAGUAACAAUGGACCAACAGUUUGAAUGUUUCAUCAUAUGAAAACAAUCUAAAACACUAUAAAUCGUUUAUCUGUCUCACAGAAACUGAUAAUUCAUAUAAAUCCACUAUCGUCAUUUGCUCAAUCGUUAUAAUACUCCCUAUCACUUAUUCAAUUUUCUUAUAAAGAAUUCAGUUAUUAAAAGCAGAGCAUCUAAUACUAAAAUGCAAUAAUGCAAUACUUUGUAUUGUGCCAUAUACAUACGCCUAUAAAUUUAAGUUAAUUAAUUUAAUAAGUAUUUAUAGCUCGCAUCGAUGGUACACCCAUUCGUGGAUCUAUCGAUGCAAGCUCUUCGGUAUGCUAGAGUCUCGAUGAACUUGAUGAUGUUGAAUUCGUCAUUUGGUCUUGUAAGCAGAUACGUAAAUCGUCAAUUUCACUCUCAGUGUCGAUUGUGAAAUUUUUAUCACUUGAGCCUGUCCAUUGGCGUUUGCUGUUUCUCAAUCUCAAGAUCUGUAUAAAAACAUCAUAAUUAGCUUUGUAAAAUCAAUGCUUUCAAUGAUCUGUCACUACAUAAUGCAAUGCAG